AUGACAAGCGAUAUCGAGCUUGAGCGGCUACGAGGCUCUCUCGUCAGCCCGCCCAGCACAUCGGCCUGGAGUCAACAGAUCCACCGGCGCAUCCGGCGGGCACACAACUAUCACACGGAACAGAACCUGCACAUCAACCGUCUGAUCCAGGUAGCCGAAGACCCAACGGCCGCGCGGCUGCUGGAUGAUGAGCCGGAUACAUCGUCUCUGCACGUCAAGGCAGCCAUUAACACCUCCAUCUACGGUACCAUCCUCGUCGCCGCGCUGCAGAUCUACGCUGCAGCGACGACCCGGUCCCUGUCCCUCUUCGUGACUAUGGCGGAGAGCUGCUGCGAGGCCGUCAGCAACAUUGGUCUCGACUACCUGCACCGGAAGGCGCGGAAGCUCAACCACUCGACGCAGUGGCCCGCCGGCGCGGGCCGGCUCUGCAACGCCGGCAACAUCUGCUUUGCCUUUGCGCUGAUGGCCGUCUCGCUCGUCCUGGUCGUCGAGUCGAUCAGGUCACUGGCGGGUAGCGACCACGAGCUGGGCAAGUUCGACGUGGCCGCGGUCAUCGCGGCGGCGUGCGGAUUCGGCAUCAAGCUGUUCCUCGCCGUCUACUGCUUCAUCUUCCGCAAGCACAGCAGUCAGCUGCAAAUGCUGUGGGAGGACAACCGCAACGACUGCUUCGAAUACGGAUUCGCCAUCUUCACGUCGGCCGCGGGCGCGAAGCUGAAGUGGUGGGUCGAUCUGGCCGGGGCCCUGCUCAUAGGCCUGGUUAUCAUCGUCACCUGGAUUGGCACCGUCCGGGGCGAGUUUCUGGAGCUGUGCGGCCUCGGCGCUUCGCCGAACUUGGUACAGGAGGUCGUCUUCUUGACGUUGCGUCAUUCCGAUUUGAUUCUCCAGGUAGACUCGGUCCAUGCAUAUCACUGGGGCGAGGAGUUGUUCGUCGAGGUGGACAUCGUUAUGGCACCUGAGCUCAGUUUGCGCGAGGUCCAUGAUGUCGCGCAAGAGCUGCAGGAUAAGCUCGAGUCAGUCGAGGGUUUCGCUCGAGCGUUUGUUCAUGUUGACUACGAAACGUCGCAUAUGCCCGAGCAUCGCAAAACUCGCUGA
Messenger RNA from Aspergillus aculeatus ATCC 16872, 1092 nucleotides. RefSeq names its product cation diffusion facilitator family transporter. Gene Ontology annotation, molecular function: monoatomic cation transmembrane transporter activity. The transcript is spliced from 2 exons. The record is from RefSeq and is a predicted model, not a curated record. Gene Ontology annotation, biological process: transmembrane transport; monoatomic cation transport. NCBI's taxonomy places the organism in Eukaryota, Fungi, Ascomycota, Eurotiomycetes, Eurotiales, Aspergillaceae. Gene Ontology annotation, cellular component: membrane. Bases 1 to 1092 code for a protein of 363 amino acids.